Ruditapes philippinarum (Manila clam) is the source of this 6291-nucleotide messenger RNA. RefSeq names its product titin-like. Bases 8 to 3088 code for a protein of 1026 amino acids. Gene Ontology annotation, molecular function: protein binding. The record is from RefSeq and is a predicted model, not a curated record. NCBI's taxonomy places the organism in Eukaryota, Metazoa, Mollusca, Bivalvia, Venerida, Veneridae. The transcript has 20 exons.
AUAAUAUAUGAUUCAUGAUAAUGUAGUGAAUGCCUCAGAUGUUAAAACAAUUCAGUUCAUUUGUUUGAUUUCAGUGCAAGAACUUCAAGUAACUGGAAUUACAUUUACAAAUAUAAAAACCACAGAAUUUACUGUAUCUUGGACUGCACCAAUCAGAUCUAGUUAUGUAAGUAGAUUUGAUGUAGAAUGGCAAAGUGGGGGUAAGGUGGUCAGUGCAACAUCACCUCAGAGGGUUACAGGUUUGACACCUGGAAAAACAUAUGAAGUAAAAGUGAUAACAAACGAUACAGCCACAGAACCUGGUGUUACAAGGACAACUUAUACAUCAAAGCAACAAGCAGCAAAACCAAGCAUUCCAGGUGAUGUAACAAGUUCAAGCAAUGUCGAAAUAUACAGGAUUAUAAAGACUUUUCAUUUGUUUGAUUUCAGUGCAAGAACUUCAAGUAACUGGAAUUACAUUUACAAAUAUAAAACCACAGAAUUUACUGUAUCUUGGACUGCACCAAUCAGAUCUAGUUAUGUAAGUAGAUUUGAUGUAGAAUGGCAAAGUGGGGGUAAGGUGGUCAGUGCAACAUCACCUCAGAGGGUUACAGGUUUGACACCUGGAAAAACAUAUGAAGUAAAAGUGAUAACAAACGAUACAGCCACAGAACCUGGUGUUACAAGGACAACUUAUACAUCAAAGCAACAAGCAGCAAAACCAAGCAUUCCAGGUGAUGUAACAAGUUCAGGAGAUGAUUUAGAUGCUCUUGAUAGAUACAUAAAUAUUAAAUGGACAGCAGGAACUGGUGUAACAACGUUAUAUAGAGUAAAGUUAUUUGAUGGUGAUACACAGAAAGGUUCCCGAGACGCCUCAUUUGUAUCAACAACGUUUAACAACGUACUGAAUGGUUAUAGAUAUAAUGUUUAUGUAACAGCAAGGAGUCAACAGUUUCAUGGAGAUUAUUUAUGGAGUGAAGCAAAGGUUUCUCCAAUUAAAACAAAAGUCCAAGUUCCAGAUGCACCUCAUAAUGGUUCUUGCAACUCUCCUACAGACAGUGCUAUAACACUUAAUUGGAAUGCACCGUCAUUACCUAACGGUGAUUUAGUGAGAUAUCAUAUUGUAGUAUUGAAUACAAGUAACGAUUUUCAGCUCCGUGAUAAAACUACAGGAACUGAAACACAAAAAGUGGUUGGAAAUCUUCUAACAAAAACAAACUACAUAUUUAGGUUAUAUACAGAAAAUGAAGGAUAUAAUUCGACACAUUUUUACCAGGUGUCAUCAGCUUGCAAAACUAGAGCUCACAUGUCCAUGAAGCCAGAGAAUUUAAGAAUAACGAAUGUUACAAGUCGAAGCUUUCUCAUAACUUGGGAUAAACCUAUAAAAACGUACAGUGCUGAGAAUUACGGCUAUGUCCUGCAAGUUAAGGAUAAUAAACACGCUUGCAAGGAAGAAGUUCUAUACAAAUGUUCAGACUGUGAAGGAAGUUUUCAGGUUUCUGAGCUUUCUGGAUUAUGCGAUCAGAAUAAGCAGCCAGAUUUCACUUUAAGUAAAGCUCAGUUAGCAAGACAGUUGUCUUAUAAUGCAAGCCUUAAUCCAAGCAUUAACUACACAGUGACAGUUACAGCAAUAACUACUGAAGGGAGAGGUCAACCUGCAACAGUGACAAAUGGAACAAAUGUAGAGGCUCCUCAGACUCCAUACAAUGUUAAAGUUGAAGGCAUGACUGCAACAACAUUUGACAUAAAAUGGAGUAUAAAUGGACCAAGACCGGGACAAACACUCUAUGUUAUGAUACUUACAGCAGAUACGCCGGCAAAGUCAAAGAACUUUUCUGUCAGUGGUUUCGCUUUGAGAGAAUACAAAGCAUUUGGAUUACAAGAGUACUGGAAUUACAGUGUCGUUGUGAUGGCUAAAACAUCAGUUGGUAGCAGUAUAUCAGCAGUGACAAAUAAGUACAGGACUUCACCUGCAGCCCCUGGCAAAGUUUCCGAAUUUUCUGUAGAACCUCAUCCUGAUGAAGACUUUACGAAAAUGAAGAUAUCAUGGGAAAUGCCGACUAUAUUGGAGAGAAAUGGGGUCAUCAAAAGCUAUCGUUUCGAAAACUUUGAACCAGGGAAUGUGACAGCGACAACAAAUUUUCAACAGAAAAGCCCAGGUUACACUUACACAAAAACGGUAUAUGUAGUGCCAGAAGAACAAUACACAUUUAGGGUGUAUGCAAUAAAUGAACAAAACAUGAAAGGCGAACACAUUACUGUUACAAAAAUGGCUCCUCCAGGAGUUCCUUUAAACAUCGAGGAAAGUUUAUUAAUAGAUGUUAUCGAGUUACAACGAGAUAAAACUGUAUCUGACAGAGAAAUAACAAUUACAUUAGUUCGGGAGUUUUUUGAAGAAUCUACAAAUGGCAAAGUACAAACCACUGGACUCGUAGUAUGUGUUAACAGCUGUGACCUUCAAGGCGUAAUGACAAUUACGGAUGUGAAUGCAAUGGAAAAUUGGUCAGGAGCAUCAAAGAAAGGUCAGGCGUCGUAUCGGGCGACAAAUUCUGACUGGCUAGAUAAGGCUACUAUACAAUAUACAUUGGGAAGAAAUAAACGGGAUGUAACAAAUAUUGAGUUCAUUGUUGGCAGUGAGGAUUGUAAAAAUGUCUCACCAGAUGGAUUUUGUAAUGGUCCACUUCAACCUGGGACAAGUUAUAAGUUUGUUGCAUUUACGUGUACAAAUGGAGGAUGCCGUUUGAGCCGGCAGUAUGGACCUUUCACAACGGCAAAUGCAGAUUCACAUUGCUCCGAGUUUUAUACUACCAACUCACAUGCUGUCAUCGUUGGAGUUGUACUUGGCCUAAUAAUCAUCAUUCUUCUGUUAUAUGCUGGCUAUGCAACUUACCUUAUUAGAAGGUAUAGAGCGAAAGAUGAACAAGAAAUAAAAUUUGGAAAUAAAAAAGAUCGUAAGAGUCAAACAUAUGUUAAUGAAAUAUUCAUGACCGGUUCAGCAUCAAAUACAUCGGGAAACUUUAACGUUGAUUCAGGUGUUGAGAACGUAUACUCCAGACUCGAUGAUAAUGUUAGAGAAGACAAAACAACAUAUGAAAGUCUUAGCCCAUGAUCAUGAUACUGAUUUGUUUGGAUAUGACUAGCAUAAUCGGCUCUUUUAGCCUUUGUAAACAUAAUACUACGAAACUUACUACAUGUGUAGAUUUUUGUGCCCCCACUUUAGUGGCGGGCAUUUACAUUUACCCUUGUCCGUCCUUCCGUCCCUUCACAUUUGUGUCGCACGUAACUAUAAAAAGGAUUUGACCUGAAACUUUACAGGAAUGUUGAUCAGCAUGUGUAGUUGUGCACCUGGGUAUUUUCGUCUGGAUAUUUUUAGCAUUUUUUAGAGUUAUUGCCCUUGAUUUAGUAAAAUUUUGCAAUUUUCAACUUGUGUCGCAUAUGACUCAAAAAGUAUUUGACCUUGAGUCAUGAAACUUUACAGGAAUGUUAAUUAGCAUGUGUAGUUGUGCACCUGGGUAUUUUUGUCUGGAUAUUUUUAGUAUUUUUAGAGUUAUUGCCCUUGACUUAGUAAAAUUUUGCAAUUUUCAACUUGUGUCGCAUGUAACUCAAAAAGGAUUUGACAUAGAGUCAUGAAACUUUACAGGAAUAUUGAUCAGGAUGUGUAGUUGUGCACCUGAGUAUUUUCGAUUUCCGAGUACAAAUGAAUAUAAAUGCAUAAGUAUCAAAGGUCAACGGCAUACAAUAUAAAAAAUAUUGACAAGUUUAAUAGACAUAAGUGCAGUUAAUUUUUAUAAUUGUAUUAUAAAAGUUAAGACAAAAGACCCAUGAAACAUUAAUAUUUAUCUGCAAAUGAGUCUACAAUGGGCACAUUUUACAUUUUUUUUUUCAAAUAUUGAAAAACAAUAGCAAUGAAUCAUUUUGAUAUUCUUAUAUUUCAUGUAAAAAUAUGGAAUUCAAGUUGUAAAUGAUUAUGUAAUAUCAGAUCAUGUAUCUCAUGCAUUACCAACCGCAUCCAUAUAUAAUUCGUUUGUGGUUUGUUGUCACAUAUAAUACUAAAUACUAUCAACAUAAUCAUUAAUGGCAUUGUACAAACCUUCCAUUAUAGACCUAUUCAUUUUAAUUAACUGCAUGCAUCACAUUCAGGAAUACUAUCCAAUAGUCAGAAAUCAUUAUUUUAACGAAUGUGAUACGGAAUGAAGGACUGGCGAAACGUCGUGGUUUUAAAUAUUUUGUUAAAAUGUAAAUUAAAACGUUAUCCCAAAUUCUUGAUCUUCUACUUUUUUUGGCUCUCAUUGAUUUAACCUGAAAGGACCUUUCGCGGCGCUUCUAAUUUACAAAUAUUAGAGGACAUUUUAUGAGCGUAAUAGUGGUGAAAUAACCUAAGACGUCUUUAAUGCCCUGUCACACUAGACUGUCAUUUUACUGCGUUUACACAGCGUUGUUAAUUUAACAAGGUGCCAUAGAUCGCAAUACAAAAUGUGAUAUAUUUGAUGACUUGGGGAUCUCACAGCGUCUUCAUGGUGAUGCCACGGAGUUUCUACGACAUUUUAAUUGACUAUUUACUGCGACCAAACACUGCGCUUCUUUUGCGUUCUUUGCACUUCCACAGCGCUUUUACGGCGCUCUUGCGGCGCUCACAUUGUGCUGAAAUCAUACGAAUUUGUAAAAGCGCCGUGCACACGCAGUAUAAGCGCGGUAGAGACGUACGCCGCACAAUCUCUGUACAACCGCCGUGGAUAAGCGCCGCGUUCAUUCGACUUUCCUUUUGUGCUUUCACAGCGCUCCUGUUGCGUUGUAGGAGAUGCUACAGCAUGCUCAAAAUGCGCGCCGUUGGUUGGCGUUCUAUACAAUGCCAAUACGAUGCUGUAGCGAUGCUUCGGCGAUGUUUGCGAUCUUACUGCGCUCACCUCGGCGUUCUGCAAUUUCUUUGAAUUCCUUCCCAAAACCUCAUGUGAUAACAAAUUGUACGACAUGUAAUAGAUUAUGGUCCAGCAAUGUGAGGCUGUCGGUCUUUCUCCUGUAUAAAUGCUAUUUAGAACAGUGAAAUGAUGUUUUUCCUUGUCGUUAAAUAAACACAUCGCGACAUAAGCAGGAGACAUGGCAUAAUGACAUGACAGUCACCCCCACCUUAAGUAUGUAUCCCCGUACAUGAAUGGCAGUUUCGGGCAUUUGGAAAAGCUCGUACAUCAUGUUAAAAUUGAUUCUUUUCUGUGAAGAAGCAAUUAAUUCAAUGUGAUUUCUCAAUUGUUAUGAUAAAUUGUUCAUGUUGAUAAACCAUACAUUGUAGAGUGUAUACAUUCAUAUGUUAAAAGGGAAAUCAAUUUAUCAAUAUAUUGAAACUUAAUUGGACCACGAGUAUUACUGGUAGAGGAGGAAACAAGCUUAAAUAUAACUGUGUAUAAACUAAAAUUCACUAUAUUACUAUAAUUGUAAGAUAUUUAUGUCCCCUCUCCAUUUUUCUGCAUACUGUAGAUAUCGAAUGCGCCUACUCAAAUUUAAACUAAUAGGGCCAAAGAUUUAAGUAUCAAAAACAGAACUUUUCUAUUUUUAGAUUCUACUGAAACUGAAUAUCAUGUUAUUUUCGACUGGUCUUCAUAUGAUGAAUGACAUUAGAAUUAGAUUAAUAUAUAUGAAUAUGUCCAUUGAUCAAGAUUAUACUUCUUGAUGAAACUCACUGAGUAAAAGAAUUUAUCCCAAACCUUGUCAGAUUUAUCUUGGUUAAUAAUAUUGUUUCCUUUUAGUUGCGAUUUUUACUAAGUGACAUAUGCUAAUCAGCCCACCCAUGAUUAGAUCGAGAUAAUUUCAAUUCUAGCACUUUUCUUCUUAUUGCAAUAGACCUAUUGUCUGUUUUAUAAUCCAUGUUAUACCUCGUUUAUUUUAUUGCCAUAUCAAUUUAAGGUUUGACAUCUGUUGUUUUUUUCGGUUGUUUUUAUUUUUAUCUGUUAGAAGUAUGUUUAUUGACAUUCAGUUAUAUUUGAUGGCACAUAAAAAUGUAUUAUAUGUCUCCUAUAUCUCGAAGAUCGUUGAAACAGAAAUAAAGAUUAAAUAGUCUAAAACCGCGAAUUAAAAAUUGUUGACUUGUGUUCUUACUCUUACAAAAAUUAUAAUCACUACUUUAGUUGUUAUUUGCUGUGUUAAGUCUGAAUAAAGCUUGAAUUGUUUCCCAUUCUUCAUCCCAGCGCUGUCAUAUAUUUUGUACCUUUAGCAUCAUUGUUUCUAAAACUUUGUUUAUUUUGAUGAUUAUCAAUCAAACGGAAAAGCUUCAAAUAAUGUCUCAUGAUAAACCUAAAUAAAACUGAGUUUGUGGUUUUCAUA